This is a messenger RNA of Trypanosoma cruzi, 230 nucleotides long. Its product is annotated as translation initiation factor eIF2B subunit-like protein, putative. NCBI's taxonomy places the organism in Eukaryota, Euglenozoa, Kinetoplastea, Trypanosomatida, Trypanosomatidae. The annotation marks the transcript as partial. The transcript has a single exon. The record is from RefSeq and is a predicted model, not a curated record.
CUCCAAGACAUCAGAAUCGUGAGAUCAAUGAACAACUUUUUGGCCGCAGCAAUGAUGGGCUGCCCAUGCAGUCAAGUGCUAGUUCUGCCUCCGGCUAUUUGUAUGAUCUCACACCCGCAGCUUUCAUCGACAUGAUUAUCUGUGAGAUGGGUUGCCUGGAUACAUCUGCCAUUGUCGCAGCGCUACGGGAUCGUGAAGACAGGGAUGCGUGCCUCAUGUCUGUAGCGUAA